Molecule: messenger RNA, 2527 nt
Organism: Pantherophis guttatus
Lineage: Eukaryota; Metazoa; Chordata; Lepidosauria; Squamata; Colubridae
Product: centromere-associated protein E-like
Source: RefSeq, a predicted model, not a curated record
AAUGCUUCGAGUUGAAGGGUCCGCUUGUCGUUUGUCCGCGAAAGCGGUGCGGCUCAAUAGAAGAAGAACGGCAGGUAGCCUACCUGGAAAGGGAAAAGGGCCGGAUUCGCACCUGGGUCCCAAGUCAUGACCACAGGGACUUGGUUCACACGUGUACAGUAGCUCAGGAGCAGGCUUCGUCUUCUGGGUCACAUCUCCAUCAAAUCAUAGGGAAGGAAGCCUGACAACAUAGAUGAACACACAAUGCCUGGGCUUAACCAUGGCUAAACUGUGGUUUGUCCCUUUUUUCCAAACUUUUAUUUAGAACUUGCACGAAUAAAAAGGGGGGGGCAGAAAACACCCGCAAUUAAAAAUCUUCAAUUUUGUUAAACGAUAAAGGAAAAAAAAUAGGAUUAGCACAUCCUAAUAAAUAGGGAAAGCAAAGGAGGAGGGAAGAAACUCCCCCAAAAGAUAAAAGGAAAACCUAUUUAUAUAUUACAAUUGUCAGCGUCUGAAUGACUUAUAAAUUCCCCCUGCAGUUAUAAAAUGUUACUGUCAAAUAUCACAAAGUCUCUGCUACAGUUGCACAUAAUGCUUUGUCCUCUGGUGUAUAGAAAACACUGUAUUUUCCAAAAGGGAUCCAUCACAAGUUUUCCCCAAAGCCAUUCCUUAAAAGAUUCAGGAAGGAGAAUUUGUUCACUCCUUGUCAAAUCAUCCAAGCCCAUCAUUCUCUCCACCUGUGUCCUUCUCGGGACCUCCCACAAAAAAAAGUUAGUGGUAUAAAUUGGGUCCUUAGGCAGCCAGAGAUGGGAAGGAAGGAAAGAGACAUUUGGGGUGGAUUUAUCCUGUAAAAUUGGAGCAGGUGUUUCUUUAUUAAGCUGAAGAAACCUGGAAGGAUUGAGACAACAUGGAGGAACUGAAGAUGAAAAUUGAGGCUUUGGAGCAAGAGAAAACUGACUUGCUCCAGAAAAUCCAAACCAUCCAAGAAGAUCUGAAGGCUGUUUCCAAGGAAAAAGAUUCCCUGAAAAUCUUGGUUGAGGACCUUCAGGCCGAGAGAGACACUCUGAAUAGUACCAUGCAUGGUCUUUACAAGACUAUCGAGAAAACGGUUGCUGCAAACCUGGAACUGCAGGAUCACGUGAGAGCUACUGCUGAGUCAUCCAAAGGUUGCUGUGAAAUCUUAAAGGAAGCCAAGGAGUCUCUCUUGGCUAAGGGACCUCACUCUCCAAAGGGUCAGGAAAUGAUGGCUUCACCAAUGGCUGACCUGGGUGAAAAGGUGAAGACGGUGACAGCAGAACAAGCCCACCAAAUAACUGAGGAGGAGGAGGAGCUGGUCAUUGAAAACAAGAGACUACAGACAAAUCUUCAAGAAGUAAUGCUGGACAACUCCUAUCACAGAAGAAGGGUGAUGGACUUCUGGCAAACCAUCUUCAGCCUGAGGAUGGAGAAUGACCAUCUUCGCCGGUUAUUGAUUACAUUCACUGAGAAGAUGGUGUUAAGUAAACUUCCCGUAAUGGAGAAGAAAAGAGACAAUAUCGCCCUCCUGGCUCUCAACUUGAAGGGGGAUCUGGAGAGCAUGAAAUCUGUGGCCGCUGAAGGACUUUCUGGUCUCCCUCAUGUUCAGACGGCCAACGUUCUCAAACUUCAAGGGUAUUUUGAGCAGGCAACUGAAGAACUUUACUCCGUGCUGAUUGAUAUUGAGUACUACUUCGCCGAAUGGUACCGGGAGUGUAAAGAAUACUAUGUCAGCAUCUCCAAAUUCACCACUGAUCUGUUGGAUGAGAACUUGAAGCAACUCAAGCUGCUGAUUGAGAUUCAGAGUCUGAAGAAAUCCGAACACUACGGGACCGAAUUCAAGCAGCUGGACAUCCCAGCCCUGAGACAGAGGUUGGACAUCUUCCUGGAGAAUAUUUCCCAGGAUCUUUGCGGUCUGGAAGAGCAACUCCUGGGAAUAGAAUCCAAGGCCCGGCAACUGGAAAAUAACAAAGAAGGGAAGAAAUACCUGGAAAAAUGCUCCGCUUCAUUCUCCAUCCAAGAGUUUGAAAAGGGACUUAGAAAUGACAUCAAAAAGCUCCGUAAUAUUCUAGAACACCUGAAGCCAAAAUUGAAGUAUCUUGCCAAUGCCAGGCGGGAGGUGGCAGCCAAGCACGUCUGCUACUUCAAGGAAGCAGAGGUGGCCAUGAAAUCCUGCAAGGAGCGAUCGAAACGAUGGCGGAAGGACCUGAAGGCACUCAAAGAAGAGAUGGACACUACAGGCCACCAGGAGCUGGAGGAAGCCAAGAAACUUGGAGAAAACUUAAGCUUAAUAGAAAAACAGAUGACGGACCAUCUGGAUAGAGCAGCCAAGAUUGAGAGGCAGGAACUGAAAGGCCUCAUGUCGCAUCUUGCAAAAACCAACCUCUCAAAACAGGAGGCAUAAAAAAAAAAAAAGAAGUUAUGGAAGAUAAUGGAAGGUGAACCUAUUCCACAAAGAGCUGACUUAGCUAAUGAUGUAUUUUUCUACAAAUAAUUUUUACCUAUUGUAUAUAUAAGUUAUAAGCCUCUUAGA